AGGGGCAGGCAUACAGAGCCUUUAUGGGACUUCCCCUUUCGCAGACGAGAAAAUGCAGGGCCCUCAGGAGCCUGGGGACUACACGGUCUCCCUCUUCGGGACCAGCAACAGCGGCGGCACUUUGCUCUUGACUGUGGACGACUAUGCUAGCCACGGAACCGAGGCGUCCGUCACAGCUGCCAUUCCCCCCACGGACGGGUACCAUCGAUGGUCCCUCUUUCAAGACAUCGCCGUCCUCCCCGCCUUGCGUCGCGGCCCGGCUCUCCUCACCGUCAAUGUCACGGGGAUCGACAACUACAAGGAGGGGAGUCAAUUUGGCAACCUGCUCUGGCUGGAUUUCGUGCGGAGAGGGUAGACUUAUUUCGGUGCCAUUGUCCUCCCUUUUUUAUUGAUUGACCGUCCUUUCUGUGACAUGUGGGUGGGCCUCGCAAGACUUGCAGGGGUCGGGUCGGACGACAUCAUUAAUAGGGCAGAGAGGAA
Nannochloropsis gaditana CCMP526 is the source of this 480-nucleotide messenger RNA. RefSeq lists its product as uncharacterized. The transcript has 3 exons. The record is from RefSeq and is a predicted model, not a curated record. Bases 53 to 355 code for a protein of 100 amino acids.